Messenger RNA from Saitoella complicata NRRL Y-17804, 1742 nucleotides. Its product is annotated as general substrate transporter. Lineage: Eukaryota; Fungi; Ascomycota; Saitoellomycetes; Saitoellales; Saitoellaceae. Gene Ontology annotation, biological process: carbohydrate transport; transmembrane transport. Gene Ontology annotation, cellular component: membrane. The record is from RefSeq and is a predicted model, not a curated record. Gene Ontology annotation, molecular function: carbohydrate:proton symporter activity. The coding region runs from base 183 to 1742 and encodes 519 amino acids. The transcript has 2 exons.
CUAGGAAUCAACACAAUUUUUUCUUGUCUUACCCACUCCCCUCAUCCGUUUCUGCCCCAGACCCCGCAAACUGGGGAACGACUACGCGAUCGCUUCCAAGGUAUAAGUAGGAGCUGAGCCCCCACCUCCUCAUCCAUCAUCAACUCACUUCGCCGAGCACUGCCUCCACCAACGACAUAGUCAUGGUUUCCUUCGGCAAAUCAACCCUAUGGAAGAAGCUGUCUCCCUCUCAGCUCAAUGCGGCAAUCCAGAUCUUUGCCCUCCUCGCUAUUUUCUUCGAGGGUUAUGAUCAGGGUGUCAUGGGCGGUGUCAACUCCGCACCAAACUACAUCGAUGAAGUCGGAAUCGGAAAGAACGGUGUUGUUACCAAGGCCAUCCACCAGGGUGGUAUCGUCGCUAUUUAUUACCUCGGGGCUAUCGUCGGCUGUUUCGGUGGUGGAUGGAUGGCUGACCGUAUCGGACGUAUCGAUGCUACCUUCUACGCUGCGAUCUUCUCUACCAUCGGUGGUGCCCUCCAGGCUGCUUCUAUCUCUUCCGACAUGAUCCUCGUUUCUCGUGUUGUCUCUGGUCUCGGUACUGGUGCCCUUACUGGUAUCAUCCCCGUCUACUGUUCCGAAAUCGCCAACACUGCCCACCGUGGUCGUUUCUUGGGUCUCGUCUUCAUUGCCAACUACCUCGGUAUCUCUGUCGCUUACUGGCUUGCCUUCGGUUUGGCUUUCGUCGACAACGGACAGUCUGCCCUUCGCUGGAGGUUCAUCUUGGCGUUCCAGUGUAUCCCCGCUAUUCUCCUCCUCAUUGGUAUCAAGCAGCUUCCUGACUCCCCUCGUUACCUCACCGCUGUCGGUCGUCACGAGGAGGCUUUGGAUGUUCUCGUUCACGUCCGUGGUGGAGAAUUGACUCCUGCUAUCCAGGCCGAGCACCAGAUGAUGGUCGACGCUCACACCCGUAAUGCGGACAAGCGCUCCAACCCCUUCGAGGUCUUCACUAUUCUCUCUGGAUUGGGCAAGCGUGGUGGUCACAUUACCCGUCGUGCUUGGCUCUGUGUCUGGCUCCAGAUCAUGGCUUCCUGGACUGGUAUUACCGCCGUCACUGUCUACUCUGGUGUCCUCUUCCGUCAGGCUGGUUACUCUACCGUUACUCAGGAUGGUUUGUCCGGUGGUGUCAACUCUAUCGGUAUCGUCGGUACCAUCAUCUCCGCUUGGUGUGUCGACCGCUUCGGACGUCGUGUCAACUUGAUGUGGGGUGCCUUCGGUCUCGCCUGUGUCAACUUCAUCGCCGGUGGUCUCUACGAAGCCGUCCGCCAAGGUGGUGACGCUAACCACAUCACCCCCGGUGCCGUCCUCAUGUUGUUCUUCUUCAACUUGAUCUACGCCGCUACCUGGGGUACCAUCGCUUUCCUGUACCCCACCGAGAUCUUCCCCUCCGAGAUGCGUGCCCUCGGAAACGGUUUCGGUGUCACUGGAUGGGCUAUUGGCUGUGGAUGGACUACCCUCGUUAACCCCACCAUCUUCGACAAGUUGGCCAACCGCACUUACUUCUUCUUCGGUGGUUUGAACGUCAUCUGGAUUCCUAUCAUCUACUUCCUCUACCCUGAGACCAACAACCGUACCCUUGAGUCUAUCGAGGUCCUCUUCUCUCCUUCCUCUCCCUUCGUCUGGGCUUCCGAGCGCGCUUACGCCCAGCGUGUAGGUGUGGUGAUAUACGAGAAAGUCAAAGUUGAACGGGUGCAUGGUACGAUAUAG